AUGAAUAAGUUCAUUUGUAGCAGUAUUUUGCCACUUUUAAUGCUUUCGGGCAUGUUCAUUGUGGAAGCAGCUCCAUGGGGGUCUCAGAUCACAUGCCUCCCUGGCUUCAAUGGCACUUUCCCCUCCAAACACUACUCUGGGUAUGUGACCAUUCAAGGGAAUCCUACGAAAUAUCUUUUCUACUAUUUUGUUGUGUCAGAGCAGAAUCCACGUAAAGAUCCUCUUGUUCUGUGGCUUAACGGAGGACCUGGUUGUUCCAGUUUCGAUGGGUUUGUUUAUGAACAUGGACCAUUCAACUUCGAAGAUGGAAAGGCUGGAGGCAGCCUGCCUUCAUUACAACUCAAUCCGUACAGUUGGUCUAAGGUUUCCAGCAUUAUUUAUUUGGAUUCUCCCGCUGGUGUCGGCUUCUCCUACGCGACAAAUGAAAGAGCUUACGCUACUGGAGAUUCGCAGACAGCUCUAGACACACACGUGUUUCUCCUUGAGUGGCUCAAGCAAUUCCCAGAGUUCCAAGCAAAUCCAUUUUAUAUAGCAGGAGAGUCUUAUGCAGGAAUUUACGUGCCAACUCUCGCUUCUGAAGUAGUGAAAGGAAAUCAAAUUGGUGCAAAGCCUACCAUCAAUUUGAAGGGUUACAUCGUAGGAAAUGGAGUUACAGAUAACUAUUUUGAUGGCAAUGCUCUUAUCCCCUUUGCACAUGGGAUGGGCCUCAUUUCAGAUGCUAUUUUCAAGGAUGCUACUGAUGCUUGCAGAGCAAACUACAAUGACAAUAAGAGGAGUUGCCAGAAACAAGUAAAAAGAGUUGAUGAUAUUCUUGACGGAUUAAACAUCUACAACAUCCUUGAACCUUGCUACCAUGACCCAGAUGCAGAUACAAAUUCAAGCUUACCAUUAAGCUUUAAGCGGCUAGGGAUAACUACUAGGCCUCUUAAAGUGAGAAAAAGAAUGUUUGGUCGUGCAUGGCCUCUUCGAGCACUAGUACCACGCGGCAUUGUCACACUGUGGCCUCAGCUAGCUAGCAACCACGAUGUCGAAGUUCCGUGCAUAAAUGAUGAGAUUGCUACCAAAUGGUUGAAUAAUGCAGGAGUCAAGAGAGCAAUCCAUGCAAAGGAUAACAUACAUUGGAUGUUAUGCACGGAUAAAUUAACUUACAUCCAUGACAUUGAAAGUAUGAUUCCUUACCAUAAAAACCUCACCACCAAAGGAUAUAAAGCUCUUAUAUUCAGUGGUGACCAUGAUAUGUGUGUGCCCUUUACGGGAACUCAAGCAUGGACUGAAUCACUUGGAUUCAAGGUUGUGGAUCAAUGGAGAUCAUGGCUGUCAAAUAAGCAAGUUGCAGGUUAUACGCAAGGAUAUGACCACAACCUUACCUUUCUUACUAUCAAGGGGGCAGGGCAUACGGUUCCAGAGUACAAGCCACGUGAGGCAUUGGACUUCUAUAGUCGUUGGCUAAACGGAACUCCAAUUUAA
Molecule: messenger RNA, 1467 nt
Organism: Malania oleifera
Lineage: Eukaryota; Viridiplantae; Streptophyta; Magnoliopsida; Santalales; Ximeniaceae
Product: serine carboxypeptidase-like 20
Exons: 14
Coding region: 1-1467 (488 amino acids)
Biological process (GO): proteolysis; secondary metabolic process
Molecular function (GO): acyltransferase activity, transferring groups other than amino-acyl groups; serine-type carboxypeptidase activity
Source: RefSeq, a predicted model, not a curated record